AUGUAUUUCCAGCACAUGGUGGGGUGGCAGUACGCGGCGGCCAUGAUCUUCUGGUUCUCCUUCGUCAUCAUCUUCUGCUUCAUCCUCUUCAACUUCCUCAUUGCCAUCAUCGUGGAUGCCUUCAUGGCAGUCAAGGUCAGUCAACAAAGGUCAACGCCAGUCAAGGUCAGUCAACAAAGGUCAACGCCAGUCAAGGUCAGUCAACAAAGGUCAACGCCAGUCAAGGUGAGUCAGUGCACGUCAACAGCAGUCGAGGUGAGUCAAUGCCGGUCAACGGCAGUCAAGGUGAGUCAACACCGGUCAAUGGCAGUCAAGGAGUCAUCGGAUAAAGCAUCGGCGAUAUACCAGGACAUGUACUUGAUUGUGGUGCGCUUCUUCCGCCGCGUGGCAUCGCCGUACAGAAGGUACAGCCGCCUGCUGCGCCACCUCAUUCGCCUCGGAGCACAGGACACCGCCCACGCCGUCCUGGAGAAGAGCAUUCGGCAGUCAGGCCAGCAGUGCCUUUCAUCGAGCCUUCAGUGCGGCAGGGAGGCGAGAGGAGGCAGGCAUGAUGGCAGCAGCAACAUGAAUGGCCAGGCAGAUGCGGAUGGGGAUGGGAGGGCGGAUGCUGUUGCCAAUGGCGGGCCAGGGAGAGAUGGGGCAGCGGAGCAGAAAGAGGCUGUUUCUUACAAGAGCAUGCAAGCACAGGCCCAUUUUGAUGCGCAGCAACAAGUGCUGGCCAUGGUGGGAGCAGAAGGGACUGGCUUAAUCCGGGGUGAGAGCACGAAGGGGUUGUUGGCAAGUGGUGGGGUCGCCAAGUCCCAGGCAGGCGGCAACACCAACACUCAGCUGGACGCCCAUGCUUCCACCACCGCUGCUGCUGAUCCUGGCAGCACCGCUGCAGCUGAUGCUGGCAGCGCGGGUGGCAGCAUGGUGGAGCCGGCAGUGCAGAGGCGGCGGAGCUUCUGGCGGCUGAAAACGCUGGAUGAGCGCGAGACCGUGGUGGUGGUGGGGGAGAGGCACCUCAACGCCCACUCGCUCUCCGCCAUCCUGCGCCGCGCACACGCCCGCAUGACCUGCCCGCAAACACUGGGAGGCGGGGGAGACACUCUCGCACUUGCUGCCUUUCUCUCCCAUGCCAUCCCAUCCCAUCUUCCCCUGCAGCGGCGCUCUCUCUCCGACGAGCAGGAGGGGGACCUUGUGGACGUGGCAGCGCUAGGGGCGGUGCUGCUGUCGGAGCUGGGGGAGAGCCUGCCGACCGCCGACUCCACGGCUGCUGGCAGCACUGAUGGAGGCGAGGCGGCAAAGGAGGGCGACCUGCUGGCCAUGCGGCAGCGCGUGGAGGCACUGCGGGCCGAUGUGGCGCGUGGCUUCGACCAAGUCAGACAGCAGCUGGCCACCGACUUCCAAAGCUCCCAUCGCAUCCAGUUGCCAGGGGAAGCCAGUCCGAGCCUGCUCCUGAGCCAGCUUGCCAAUGGCCCGGAGGAGGCGGGAAGAGGGGCAUGGGAGCAGGUUAUGUUGCAGGUGGAGAAGAUUCGAAAGGAGGCUCAGAGGGAACGAGCAGAGGGUUUGGAGAUCCUGCAGGAGCUCAGAAGGGAGUUGCAAUUGCUGAGGGCAGCAAGAGCACGCGCUGCUGCACAUUGUGAAGUGGUUACAAGCAGGUUCAGUUAUUGGUAUGGUUCAACAUGCUGUGGAAACCUGAUUGAGGUUCAUUAUGUUAAUGCAGUAAGUUAA
Messenger RNA from Closterium sp. Yama58-4, 1713 nucleotides. The record is from the annotation of a GenBank genome assembly. Lineage: Eukaryota; Viridiplantae; Streptophyta; Zygnematophyceae; Desmidiales; Closteriaceae.